AUGAAUCCUGCAGCUGAUCCUCGGCUCAUGAGGAGAAUUAUUGCAGAAGAUCCAGAAUGGAGUCUUGCUACUGUCCCACUCUUACGCGAAUUGUGUAUUAAACAUAUUGUUGGUAAUUUCAAAGAAAAUCCCAUCCUAGACGGAUUAAAUACUAAAGAUAGAGCCAAAGUUUUACAGUUACUGCCAACGGAUGUUCCGAUAAGUAUAUCGGCUGGUUUAAUUGAAGAUGAGGGCUACUGGAAACGAUGUUGCCAAGCCAGAUGGCAGAUAUGUGAUGUUUCCAAACAUGGAGGAGAUUGGAAGAGAAUGUUUUUCGAAAGAAAUUUAGAAGAUCUCAUUGAACAUUUCGUUCCUGAUUCUACCGAUCCAUCCAUGUUAUAUGAUGUUAUGAAAUUAUCAGCAAACUUUAUCAGAUGCUUGAAUAUAAAGCAGCUAUUACCACCAGUGAAAAGUGGUUCCAAAUUUGAAGAUAUUUCCGAUACAAACAGUGAUGCUGGUGAAAGUCCCGAUGUCGAUCAUUUCGAUUUUAAUGAAAUUAUUAGUAGACUGACAAAUCUCCAAGAGCUUCAUGUAACAUAUGGUGUGCGAGACUGUGGAAUGAAUUUUGAAUGGAAUCUCUUCAAAUUUACGCCCAAAGACUGUUCUCUGUUAGCUAAAGCAGUCAAAAACUGUCGUACCCUGAAAGUACUGCGUUUACAUAGAAGUGGUGUUACCGAUGAAUUAGUCAGAGUUCUAAUAAGCCAUUUACUGGAUCAUCCUGCAUUGAUCGCACUCGAUCUAUCUUAUAAUAAAAUAAGUGAUAGUGGUGCCAGAGCAAUUGGAAAAUUUUUAAACGGUCAUAGUAAGCUUAUUCAUCUUAACUUAUGCGGUAAUCAAAUUCACGGACCGGGAGCUUCUGCAAUUAGCCACGCAUUACAAAAGAAUGCAACUUUAAGAACUCUAAAUAUCCGAGUUAACAGAUUAAGUGAUGAGGGAGGUCAGGCAUUGUGCAAAGCAUUAAUGAAAAACAAAAUUCUUUCCCUUAUGGAUAUCGGAGCAAAUGAUUUAACAGAACCGACAGCAAUGGCUUUAGCCAAGGUUAUUCUCCAUAAUAAAGUAAUUACGUCCAUAAAUCUGUCUUGCAACAAACUCGGACCGGAUGGGGGAAAAGCACUGCAAGAGAGCAUGGAAGAAAAUCAUAGAAUUAUCAAUAUGGAUUUAAGAUUGACUGAAGUCGGCCAGGAAAGCGAAUACUGCAUCAAUCAGGUCUUAAAGCGUAAUAAAGAAAACCUUAUACAUAGAUUUCAUUAA
Trichoplax adhaerens is the source of this 1290-nucleotide messenger RNA. RefSeq lists its product as uncharacterized. The coding region runs from base 1 to 1290 and encodes 429 amino acids. Gene Ontology annotation, molecular function: protein binding. The record is from RefSeq and is a predicted model, not a curated record. The transcript has 13 exons. Lineage: Eukaryota; Metazoa; Placozoa; Uniplacotomia; Trichoplacea; Trichoplacidae.